CACUCGUCACUCGGACUGCGAUCGCUGAUUGCUCGCGCCGCAAACCGGAGAUCGCAGCAGGCCAUUCGCAGUACGAGACGCGAUUCGGUGCCCUACACAUCGCCUAAGUGCUCGGCGUCGUGGGUAAAAAUAAAUAUAUAGAUUCCGUAAAUGAAAAUAACGCAGCGCGAGUGCAUAAAUAAACCGAAAACGUGUCUGUUAAUUGUGGCCGAAUCACCGAAGGCAGAGAUUGGGAAAUGGCAGCCAGCGAAGCGCCACCCUCAGGGGCGACGGUGGAGAUGCCACCGGCGAGGGAUUCGGAGGACGUGACCCUGGACGCCAUCCUGAAGCAUCUGGGCCAGUUCGGGCGCUUCCAGCUGAUCAUAUUCAUGCUGAUCUGCCUGCCGAUGAUGUUCCACGCCAUGUUCUCAGUCACAUACGUGUUUACCGCCGCCACAGUGACGCACAGGUGUAACGUCACAGAGUGUGAUUUCCCAGGGACCCCCUACUACGAUCCUCACACGGAGUGGAGCAUCCCCAAGAACGGCAGGGAUCUGGACGCCUGCAAUCGGUACACCAACUCCGAGCUGCCCCAGUGGAACCAGUCGGAGAAUAUUUGCCUGCCCAGACAUUUUACGAAUAUUUCGGAAGCCUGCCCUGACAAUAAAUUCGUAUACCGCGAUAAUGAAGUUACCAUUUCGAAUGACUUUGGCAUUUUCUGCGAUGAUGAGUGGAAGCUAUCAAUGGUCGGAACCAUAAAUAACCUGGGACAAUUUUUUGGCAUUCCCAUCGGCGGCUUUGUAGCAGAUCGAUAUGGACGCAGCUUCUCGAUCGCCCUGGGCGGGAUUUUGGGCGCUGUGCUGGGUGUUAUUCGCUCUUUCUCGCCGAGCUAUGCGUGGUUCCUGGUGUUCGAAUUUCUGGACAAUAUGACCAGCAGCACGCUGUACUCCACCUGCUUCGUGAUCGGCAUCGAGUUGGUGGGACCCAAGCGACGGGUGCUGGCCUGCAGCGUGAUUACGGUCUUCUACGCGGUGGGGGAAGUGGGGCUUGCCAUGGCCGCCAAGGCCUUCCCCAAUUGGCGCAUCCUACUGCGCAUCACCUACAUGCCCUCGCUGAUCCUGCUGGCCUACUUCUGGAUUCUGCCGGAGAGCGUCCGCUGGCUGCUCAGCCAAGGCAAGGAGGAACGGGCCAAGAACAUACUACGUCGCGCCGCCAGUGUCAACAAGCGCGAGCUGCCCGAAAGUAUGCUGGAUAAGCUCGUCCUGGCGAAUAGGGACAAGUUACAACAGUCGUCGGAGAGCCGCUUUCCCAUUCGCGAGGCCUUCAAGAACUUCAAGUGGCGCAUCGCCAACUGUUCCUUCUGUUGGAUUAUCCACGUUCUGGUCUACUACGGACUGAGCCUCAAUGUGGUGCUGCUCGACGGAAACAAGUACAACAACUUCGCCUACGUCGCCCUGGUGGAGAUCCCUGGCUUCUUCAUGCCCCUGGUUAUCAUGGACCGCUUCGGUAGGCGGUACUCCCUCUGCGGCUUGAUGCUGACCAGUGGUCUUUGCUGCAUCGGAACGAUCUUCGCCGGCGCUGAUCAGCCGGUGCUUCAGCUGGUGCUGUUUCUUGUUGGCAAACUUACAAUCACUGCCAGCUUUCAGGUGCUCUAUUUCUUCGCCUCGGAGAUCUACCCCACGAACCUGAGAAACAGCCUGCUCAGCUUCUGCUCGAUGAUGGGCAGGUUCGGCUCCAUGCUGGCCCCGCAAACGCCUCUUCUGGCCAAGUAUUAUGCCAGUGCUCCGGCCAUGCUAUUCGCGGGCGCCGCCAUAGUAAGCGGAUUGCUUACGCUUUUCUUCCCAGAGACCACCAACGUCGUUCUGCCCACUACAGUGCAAGAAGCGGAUGCCAUCGGAGUCAAGAAGAAACCGUCGCAGGGCAAGGAACUCGAUCUAGUCGGUGCGGCAAGUGAAACGCAGUAAUCAGUAAAAUAAUCAUAGUGUAAGGCAACCUGCAAAUACAAAGACAUUUCUGUUUAAAUGUGUUAUAACUUUAAGGAUAAAGAAUAAACCAUAAACAUCAUUUUUGUAGCAUUAACA
Messenger RNA from Drosophila rhopaloa, 2060 nucleotides. RefSeq names its product organic cation transporter protein (gene SLC22A). Lineage: Eukaryota; Metazoa; Arthropoda; Insecta; Diptera; Drosophilidae. The coding region runs from base 237 to 1943 and encodes 568 amino acids. Gene Ontology annotation, molecular function: transmembrane transporter activity. The transcript is spliced from 5 exons. The record is from RefSeq and is a predicted model, not a curated record. Gene Ontology annotation, biological process: transmembrane transport. Gene Ontology annotation, cellular component: membrane.